UUUUCGCCGUCGUGAUCAACGCCAUUUGUCGCUGGUUGCGUGUGGCGGCUGUGUGUGCGUCGCUUCAGCACGAAAACGGAUAAUUUUUUUUCGUAAAUCGGGCCGCCUUUCAGAAACCUCGCCAUGUCCGCUCACGAGCAGAUGCGCCAAAUGCUGGACCAGCUAAUGGGCACCGGCCGGGAUGGCGAGAACAACCGGUACAAGGUGCACUUCACGGAUCCCCGGGUGUGCAAGAGCUUCCUGCUGGCCUGCUGCCCGCACGACAUCCUGGCGUCCACGAGGAUGGACUUGGGCGACUGCCCCAAAAUCCACGACCUGGCCCUGCGGGCUGAUUAUGAGAACGCCUCCGCGAAGAAGGACUACUUUUACGACGUGGACGCAAUGGAGCAUCUGCAAAACUUCAUUGGCGAGUGUGACCGUCGAACGGAACAGGCCAAGCGGCGGCUGGCUGAGACGCAGGAGGAGUUGAGCGCAGAAGUCACGCUCAAGCUGAACCGUGUGCACGAGCUGGCGGAAAAUAUGGGCAAAAAGCUGGCUGCGGCAGAGGCGAAAGGUGCCGAUGGCAAUGUCGAAGAGUCGCUCAAGCUCCUCGAAGAGGUGGAAGAGAUUCGGCGGAAGAAGGCGGAGGCAGAACAGGACUACCGCAACUCCAUGCCUGCCUCGUCAUACCAACAGCAAAAGUUGCGGGUGUGCGACGUGUGCUCCGCCUACCUGGGCAUCCACGACAACGACCGCCGGCUGGCCGACCACUUUGGUGGCAAGCUGCACCUGGGCUUCAUUGCCAUCCGUGAGAAGCUGGCCCAGCUCAAGCAGACCGUCACCGACAAGCGCGAGAAGGCGCGCGCUGAACAGCUCGCCGAGCGGGCCUCCUCCCGUGGCGGAUCAGCCCCGUGGCGAGGCGGGCCGGACAACCGGAGCCGCAGCCGGAGUCCUGCUGGCCGUCGUGGCAUUGACGAUCGCCUUGUGCGUCGCAGGUCACGGUCACGUGAACGGCGUCACCGGAGUCGCUCGGGAUCGCGGGAUCCCUCUGCGCGCCAUCGUUCUAGAGGCUCUCCAAGAGACCGGAAGCGCGACCGUAGUCGCGAGAAGCGGCGAGACAGUCGGCAUCGGCGGUCGCCUCGCGAGCGCAGAGGUUCGCGUGAGAGAAGACAAGAGCGGGCUGAUAGCGAGGAAAACCACAGACUGGAAAAGUGAAGCACCCCAUCACUGAUAUAUGAAGUGCAAUGCUGCAAGGACAGAAGAAGAGCACUCGUUCCAACGCAUUGCAGCAGGACUUUCUCGAACGAUUUGUAAAUACAAGCGGCGUUGCAUCUGACUGCCGGUCUCUUUAACCGUGAAAGCUAGUUCACGGAAAUACGUCAAAUUGAGUUUUUCAUUUCCGUUUCAUUGCUGACCUUCAAGCACCGUUCGUUGCGCUGCUGUGUCUCUCCCUCAUCGUUUCUUUUCAUCAUUUCUGUAAAGUGUAUCGCACUCGACACAUGUUCAAUGAAUGCAAAUAAACAUUUGGGAGAAUAGC
Molecule: messenger RNA, 1516 nt
Organism: Rhipicephalus microplus (southern cattle tick)
Lineage: Eukaryota; Metazoa; Arthropoda; Arachnida; Ixodida; Ixodidae
Product: putative RNA-binding protein Luc7-like 1
Biological process (GO): mRNA splice site recognition
Cellular component (GO): U1 snRNP
Molecular function (GO): mRNA binding
Source: RefSeq, a predicted model, not a curated record